UUCGUUACUGUUGAAGGUAAACGAUGCCUGAACCAGCCAAGUCCGCGCCCAAGAAGGGCUCCAAGAAAGCCGUGACCAAGGCCGCCGGCAAAGGAGGCAAGAAGAAGAGAAAGACCAGGAGGGAGAGCUACGCCAUCUACGUAUACAAGGUCCUAAAGCAGGUCCACCCCGACACCGGAAUCUCCUCCAAGGCCAUGAGCAUCAUGAACUCGUUCGUCAAUGACAUCUUUGAACGCAUUGCUGCUGAGGCCUCUCGUCUGGCUCAUUACAACAAGAGGUCCACCAUCACCUCCAGGGAGAUCCAGACCGCUGUGCGCCUCCUGCUGCCCGGUGAGCUGGCCAAACACGCCGUGUCUGAGGGUACCAAGGCCGUGACCAAGUACACCAGCUCCAAGUAAACUCCUGUGGUCCUAAACCUGAAUCCAAAGGCUCUUUUAAGAGCCACC
This is a messenger RNA of Sphaeramia orbicularis (orbiculate cardinalfish), 446 nucleotides long. Its product is annotated as histone H2B 1/2-like. NCBI's taxonomy places the organism in Eukaryota, Metazoa, Chordata, Actinopteri, Kurtiformes, Apogonidae. The coding region runs from base 24 to 398 and encodes 124 amino acids. Gene Ontology annotation, cellular component: nucleosome. The record is from RefSeq and is a predicted model, not a curated record. The transcript has a single exon. Gene Ontology annotation, molecular function: DNA binding; protein heterodimerization activity; structural constituent of chromatin.